Molecule: messenger RNA, 1086 nt
Organism: Paramecium sonneborni
Lineage: Eukaryota; Ciliophora; Oligohymenophorea; Peniculida; Parameciidae
Source: the annotation of a GenBank genome assembly
AGUAAAUUAAGUUUAUAAUGUUUAAUAGUUAUCAAUACGAUAAAUAAUUGGCAUUUACAAAAGAGAUAGAUAAAAUUAAAAAAGAUUACUUAAAGUAAAGAGAGAAUCGUAAAGGUAUUGAAAAAAAUUGAAUUAGACCUUAAUCAAAGAUUAUCAAAAAAUUAUAAGAAAAGAAUAGAAAAUUUUGUGAUAAAUAUGUUGGAGAACCCAAUUGUUUGUAAUGAAUACAAACCACCUGAGGCAUAUUAAUUUAGAGAAGAAGAUCCUACAAAAAAUUUAGGAGAUCCACAAAUAUAUGUUAAAGGAUUUAAGCAUGAAAAAGAUAGAAUAUAAGAAGCUUAAGAGAAGAAUAAUAAUUUAGAUUUCUUACCAAAUUUAAAAGUAGGAAAAUAUUGCUUUAGAGAAAGAGACCCUUCAAAAGACAUAAAAAGAGAUGUUUUUAGAUAUAGAGAUAAAACUGCUUUAGCAAGAAUUGAAUAAUUUUUGAAAGAUCAUACAUAAUCUUAAGUAGAAAAUAUGAAACUUGAUCAUAAAAAGAUUUUAAAUUUAGAACACUUUUCUGAGGGAAUGUCUUCAUUAGAAAGAAAAGCAUAUUUAUCAAGAUUAAUAGCAAAGAAUUUACUACCAUCAUUACAUAAUAAGACUCAUUUUUAAGCUGCACAAACCAUGUAUAAUAAUUUACCAUGUAAAAAUUAAUAAUAAUAUUUAAGUAACUCUAAUGGAACAUGCAAGAUCUCUACCUUAAGUACAUACAUAAGAGGAUAGCAGAAGGAAACCUCCUACAUCUUAAGAAAAAUAAAAAACAAUAUCAGUUGAAGCUUAAAAUAAGUAAGACGAUAAUGGUAAUUAACCAAAAUAAGGUAAUGAAACAGAAACAUUCAAUCCUGUUGAAACUUCUAAAUAAAUUUUAAAGAGAUGCAAUAUAAUUAAAGAAAGAAAUGUAAAAGUAAAAAAAAUACGUUUAUUUAAUAGGCUCCUGUUGUUCACUCUGGAUCUGGACAUUUAAUUUCUACUCUUGAUAAAUCUAUUUCAGAAAUAUAUAAAGAACUUUAUAAAGUUGAAAUUGGAUAAUCCAAAUUGCGAUGA